GAGACGGGACGGAGAUCGAACCCAGCGUCGGAAGGAAGCUUACGCAGUUGUUCCAUGUCCAACCUACGGCUUCAUCCACGUCACUGGGCUCAUCUAGCGGACAACCGCACUCCUAUCACCUGCCGCCGCAGUCUCCUUAUUGAGACAGAACGCCGUUCCCACCGGGAAGGCUUCUUUCUUUUCACUCAUGAUAUAAUGCACGGAAUGAUCUGGUUCGAAUUUGCAUUAGAGGCGGUCGUAAAUUGGGGUCAUGGGUUCGGGGUAUCUGGGCAAAGAGCAAUACCAAAAAGCAGUCAUGCAUUUUUAUUUAACGGGAAACGGAAUCAUUGUGCAUCUUUGCAGAAUGCUCAUGGUUGUUUCGGGAGUUGGACGUCUCGAGAAAGCCUGUUGCCAGCUGUCUCAGUAUAUACUGCAGUCUUUUCCGCAUGUGUUUCACCGCCUUAGACUUGCUAUUUGGAGGGGUUUGACAAAUUCGAGUCUCGUUUGUUCUUGCAUACUGUUCUCUCAUUUUCAAGUUCUUUACGUCGCAGCCUCCUUAGAGUCAUUUCUGAUAGAACACUGGCUCUUUUUUCUUUUCUUGCGAUGCCCCUACAUUAUACCAUUACAUAUACGCGACAGCAUUAGACAUAGAUACCUCAGCAAAGGCGUGGCGAAUCAUUUUUGGGAGGCCAGAUGGAAUAGAGUGGAUACGGCGUCAAACAAAUAUACUCUUCACGCACAUGGGGCUAUCCUGAUGUGACCGUGGCUAUCACAUGGCUUUGUCACUCUCGGGCCCUUUCCUGCUUCUCGAUACAUACCGAACUGUCUUUCGCAUGUGGU
Molecule: messenger RNA, 819 nt
Organism: Paecilomyces variotii
Lineage: Eukaryota; Fungi; Ascomycota; Eurotiomycetes; Eurotiales; Thermoascaceae
Exons: 2
Coding region: 251-739 (162 amino acids)
Source: RefSeq, a predicted model, not a curated record